UACACACCUCCAUCACCGCCUCCGCCACCUGGCGCCGACGAUUCCGACUUCUGAGUCCUAGUUCAGUGUUCACAGCGUUGUCGAGAGACGUUAUUUGUAUGACGCUCUGUUUCUGUUUUUUUCGUACGAAAUUUCGCGCGCCAUUUUUCCUGAACCAUUUUAUUUUUCUAUGACGCCAUAAAGUCGAUUGCAUUAUGGGAACUCUGGACAAACACUGCACCGGCUACAAAAUCGACGAUGUGUUCAAGUCUAAUGCCCUGGUAGACAUAAGGGCUUGCAACAAGCCCGUCAUCAAGUCAUUAUUCCGUGGAGUACGUAGUUCAAAGUUUCGUCAUGUAUAUGGAUCCCCGUCCAGGCGAGAAGAAUUGUAUGACAAUAUACCAAUCACACGUAAUGCUCAUGAUUCUAAUUUUUGUGCUGCCAACCCAAAAUUUGUUGCCAUUGUGACAGAAGUAGCUGGUGGUGGAGCAUUUGUAGUUUUACCAAUCAAUAAGACUGGCCGUUUAGAUUUAAAUACCAGCAAAGUUACUGGUCAUAGAGGUCCAGUUUUGGAUGUAAAAUGGAAUCCAUUCAAUGAUAACAUAAUUGCUUCUUGUUCUGAUGAUUGUACUAUUAAAUUGUGGUAUAUCCCAGACAGCGGUCUAAGUUGCAACUUGAAUGAAUGGCUGAUAGAGUUAAGCGGACAUCGUCGGAGAGUGGGUUACAUUGAAUGGCAUCCAACUGCAGAAAAUGUCAUAGCUAGCUCUGGUUAUGAUUACAUGGUUAUGUUAUGGGAUGCAGGAACUGGUCAAAUUUUGAAUACAAUUGAUUGCCAUCCAGACAUUGUGUAUUCAUUAACAUUUAAUAGAGAUGGUACCAGAUUAGCAACAACUUGCAAAGACAAAAAAGUUAGAUCAAUUGAUCCUAGAUCUGGAUUAGUAGUUUCAGAGGGAAUUUGUCAUGAAGGGUCACGUUCGUGUAAGGUAAUUUAUUUAGAUAAUGAGCGGUUAUUGACCACAGGUUUUUCAACAUAUUCAGACAGGCAGAUAGCUAUUUGGAAUCAUACUGAUUUAUCAGAACCUUUGCAUCGUGUCAAUAUUGACUCAUCAUCAGGAAUCUUAUUCCCGUACUAUGACUAUGACACGAGAAUGGUUUACUUAGCUGGAAAAGGUGAUGGCAAUAUAAGAUAUUAUGAAAUAGUUGACGAAUCACCAUAUAUACAUUUUUUAAAUCAAUUUAUAUCUGGUUGUCCACAGAAAGGAUUUGGAAUGAUGCUUAAACGUGGCUGUAAUGUGAGUCGUUGUGAAAUUAUGCGGUUUUAUAAAUUACAUACUACUCGAAAUGUCUGUGAACCGAUUUCAAUGAUUGUUCCAAGAAAGAGUGACCAAUAUCAACAUGACCUGUAUCCUGACACUGCUGCUCCAGUACCAGCAUUGAGUGCCCAAGAAUGGUUUAAUGGAAUCAACAAAUCGCCAGUUUUAAUGUCAAUGAAAACAGGAGUAUCAGUGAAAACACAUAAGCCUCAAGCAUUCGUUUCCAAUGAAGCGACUCGCAAUGACACCAAUUAUCGUAUGAAAUUUGCCUUCCUCUCCAAGGAAACAGUGCCUGAUUAUCGACCACUAGAUAUGUUGCCAGAGAUUGAAAAGAUCCAAAAGACUCAAGUUAAUCAAAACACAAGAUUUCAACAAAUACAACAGAAAUUGAGUAAUUCAUUAGUAGGAAAAUUCACUAACAUGACUGAUGGUGAUGAAGAGUGUAAUAAUAUGAAGGAAAACUCAAAUUACAAUGAUAAUUUGAAAAACGAAUAUCAAAUGAAAAAAGCUUUCACUCGUCAAUGUGAAGAACUAAACAUGCUCAGAAAGCAAUUGGCCCACAGAGAUCGACGCAUUCAAGACCUCGAAGAUCUCGUUUCCUCACUUCAAUCGCAACUUAAGGUUCAAAGAUUGCAGUAAUCAGUAGAUUAUUACCGGGUGCAAUUUUCUCACUCUAAUGUCUAUAUAUAUUUUUUAUAUUACUUUUGAGCUUAUGCCUUUUGGCUAAAAGUUUGGCCCAAAGAUUAUGAAACCUACUUGAGUAAUAAUUAAUCAAAUAAGCUUUGAAGCUUUGAGCUGCAACUGUUUUUAAACUAAGAACUAAAUUCAGGGUUGAAACCAAAUGUUUGGAGGAAAAAAUACAAUUCUUUUUUGCACCCUACUACUUCUGUGAUCAAAUAAUAAUUUUGUAAUUUUGCAUAACCUAUAAUUUUUUUUAAAAUUAGGUUACCAUUUAUAUAUUUUGGUUAAGCGAUGUAUGUUUUUGCUAGUAAUUGAGUGUAGUUAUUUUUUAUUAUAAGUUAUAAUGCAAAUAAAUUGAGGUAUCAUAUCAAAUAAGAAAAAUUAUUUCUUAAAAAUAAAAUAUAUAAAAGAGAUAAUGUUACAGUGAAAUCUGAUUGAUUGUGUAUUUGAAGUCCAAAAAAAUCAGUCAAUAUUAUUUAUUUAGUUAUUUUCAAAGACUUUAUUUGACUUUAUUUAACUUUAAGGACAAUUAUUAAUUUACCAGCAGUUAAACAUUUUUCGUGAUGUCCUUACGUUUUUUGGGGACUGUUAGCAAAAAUCAAAUCAUUAUGUCAUAUUAUGUAUUAUCAUACAUUUUGUUUUGCUUUAUUAUAUUGUUCGAGGAAUAAACAAAAUUAUAAUUUACUGCUACAUUAAACAUAAGAUGUAUUUUCUCUGCCUAUGUGCAAGUUGGACGUUGGACGUACUGUCAAUCAUUUUGAUUAAUAUCAAACACAAUUAUUUUAUAUCACAUUGACCAACAAAUUGAUUAUCUAAUAUGGACUGAACAAAUACAAAACAUAUGCUCCAAUAAUUACAAAUAAUGCUACUAUACAGAAAUCUAAGUAUAUAGCAUAAACUGAUGUAUAUUAUUUUAAUAUUAUAUUUAAAUUUGUCUUAAAAUGCUACAAAAUAAAUACAGCUUGUGCUGUAACGCUUUAAUGAGAUUCUACUGCUUGUGUUUUGUGUUUUAGAAAAAUAUUUGAUUUUUUUAAAAUAAUAUAGAGAUGAAUUUCAGAUACAUUUUUCUGGCCGGCAAUUCUGUUUUUAAUAUAAUAGAUUACAUACAUUUUAUAUUGCGUUGUUUGAAUUGUAAUAAGUCUAUAAAACUAUAUAAUAUGCACAGUCAGGUUAGGCAAAGUCGCUGCCGAUGUAUUUUACAUAAUACUAUAUGAAACUACUGAUUGCUACAUUUGAAAAAAAUGUAUCUUUAAGUUCUGAAAUAUAAUAUAAAACCCUAUUUUAUAUUAUAUUGCCUUAAUAAAUGUGUAUAUUUUUUACAAACAUGAAAUUUUGUCUCGCCUGACUCGCUAUCAAAAUUUUGUUUAAUAUGCCAUUAUUUAUUUUUGUGAAAUUUAUUGUAACCGUUACAUGAAUUUAAUACGGUGAAUUGAUUAUGUAUACAUGAGUUUAAUACAAUAUCGUGCUUUAAUUUAUUUAUUUUCUUGCGGUUUUAGAUGUUUAUUGAUAGAAACAUUUUAAAAUAUUAUGUAUCAAUUUAAUUUGUAUGAAAGUUAAUUGGUUAUUAAAAUGUUAAUCGUUAACAUGUUUUAUAAAUUGUUUGAUAUAGUCGACUUUAUGGGUCACCUUAAAAUAUUGUUCAUUGUUUGGUUCUUUCGAUAAAAGUUAUGUGGACAUUCUACUGUCUCUAAAACCGCACGGAAACAAGUGAUGGGGAUGUGCAUAUUUUAUUUUAUGAUUAAAUGAUUAAGUUUUUUAGUUUGACAGUUAUUAAGUUUUAUUUUUUAUUAUUUUGCCUACAUAAGACAAAGUCAUCCACUUAAGUUGUAUAUCAUUAUGUUCAUACAGUCUAUUAAUGUUUUCUUGUAUAAUUAAUUGAUUUGAUUAAUAAACAAUUUUUAUAUGUACUACGUAAAAGAGGUAGUAUCUGAGGAUGUUAAUACUUUAUAUUAACAUGAUUUUUAUUUGUUUUUAAUUUUUUUAUUGUGUUAAAAUAUGUUCAAUGUUGUACUCACAUUCCCAUCAAUCGAAUAUUAUACGCUUUGAACAAAUAAAUAAAUAGUUUGUACCUGUUUUUGAUGUUUCGCUACUAUAAGCUACAUUUUUUUUUUUUUACAUUUAUAUUAAAAUAUUAAAUGAAACAUUAAUAUAUA
Myzus persicae (green peach aphid) is the source of this 4126-nucleotide messenger RNA. Its product is annotated as coronin-2B-like. Gene Ontology annotation, biological process: actin filament organization. The coding region runs from base 195 to 1931 and encodes 578 amino acids. Gene Ontology annotation, molecular function: actin filament binding. Lineage: Eukaryota; Metazoa; Arthropoda; Insecta; Hemiptera; Aphididae. The transcript has 13 exons. The record is from RefSeq and is a predicted model, not a curated record.